This is a messenger RNA of Penaeus indicus, 1002 nucleotides long. RefSeq names its product transmembrane protein 151B-like. Lineage: Eukaryota; Metazoa; Arthropoda; Malacostraca; Decapoda; Penaeidae. The transcript is spliced from 5 exons. The record is from RefSeq and is a predicted model, not a curated record. Bases 1 to 1002 code for a protein of 333 amino acids.
AUGGUUGCUGGAAUGAAAAUUAGCACUCGAAGGGUGUACUACGAGCGCGUCAACUCCCACGCCGCGGGCACCUGCUUCCACUUCUCCAACUGCGGCGUCAAGGACAUCUCUAAGAAGCUGGUCCAUCUUUCGAGGUUCUCCUGCACCAAAAUAAGAUUUUCGAAAGGAUUUGCAUUUGCCAAUUUAGAGACAGCUAAUGAGUUUGAGGAACAAAGAUCUCGCUUCUUCCAGGAAAACGAGCGGCGCGACGACUACAUGGAGAUGCGCGAGGGCCUCGACCUGACCAACGUGAACUUCCGCGAGUUCGUGAUCGCGCGGCGGGACACGAAGCGGCUGCCUUGGUACACGCGCCACUCCGUCUUCUGGGUCGCGUCGCUGCUGCUCCUGUCGUGGCCGCUGAGGCUGAUCGUGGAGUACAACACGGCGUAUGUGCACUACCAGGUGACCAAGCUCUUCGGGGUGAACUACACGACGCCUGUGAGCGGCGGCCGCGCGUCCCGCGGGUCGGCGGCGACUGACAGCCACGACCUGGAGGUGACCAUCGCCAACAACUGUACCGUGGUUCCCUCCUACAGCGAGGCGCUCCUCAUGGACAUCGGCGGACCCGCGUCGCUCACGCCCGCCGUCGACGCCAACGGCAACAUCCAGAACGGAGGGAGCCUCCCGGCGGCGCCGUCCUCCGCCAGCGUCGGCUCGGAGCUGGCGCCGUCGUCCAUAGAGGCAGCGGCAUCGCGCACGUCCCUGCACAACGGCUACGUCCUGUACCACCCCUCGCCCCUCGUCCCUGUCACGCCGCUCGACCCUUUCCAGGGGCGUCGACGCACCACGCCCACAGAGGCCCCGCCCACCUACGACGACGCGCUGCGGGUGUCAGCUCCCCUUCUGGGCACAAUGUCCCCCUCUCCGCUGAGACGCUCACACACAGAGCGGGACAUCCCCUCUACCCCGCGUCUGGCACUCCCCAGGCACUCGUGCCACUACGACCUGGAGACGCAGCUAUGA